AUGAACUCCAUUCCGUUGACCUUUGCGAGCGGCCUGUAUGACCGUAUGGUCCCGUUGGCGCGAGGCCAGGUUAGAUGUCCUGGCAUAGCAGUAAAUUUCAUCGACAUCCCUCAUCCGCGCGAGAUAUUUGACCGGAUGAUGAGCGCAGGCGAGUUCGACGCUUCGGAGCUCUCAAGCUCUGAGUACAUCUCAAAUUAUGCUGCUGGCGACCGUUCAUUCGUUGCACUGCCUGUGUUCCCCUCACGCGCUUUCAGACAUAGCUGUAUCUAUGUCAAUACGAAGGCGAUCAGACAGCCGAGCGACCUGAGCGGGAAACGUGUGGGCAUCCCUUUGUAUACGAUGACCGCCGCCGUCUGGAUCAGAGGUCUCUUGCAACACGAGUACGGGGUAGACAUUGACAGUAUCGUAUGGACUGAAGGCGACGUGGAAAAGCCCGGUGUUUAUGGAUCGCCAUCGGCUCUACCACCAGUGAAAAAGCUGAAAAUCGAGCGAAACACGUCAUCCAAGUCGCUCAGUCAGAUGCUGGAAGAUGGAGAGCUGGAUGCGCUUAUCAGUCCGGACAAACCAUCUUCCAUGGCUCGGUCAGCGCAUCUCCAACGCUUGUUUCCGGACUUCAAGCAGGUUGAGAUUGCAUAUUUCAAAAAUACUGGCCUAUUUCCAAUCAUGCAUCUGGUUGUCAUACGGAGGGACUAUUAUGAGCGAUAUCGCUUUGCAGCAACAUCGCUUUUCCGCGCUUUGGAUGAAUCGAAAGCCACUGCACGGAAGGGAUUGGUGUACACAGGUACAUUGAGGUAUAUGGUACCGUGGCUCCUGGCCGAUGUUGAAGAAAUGGAGGAGAUUUUCAACGGCGACUGCUGGCCAUAUGGGCUGGAGCCGAAUAGGAAGACACUAGAAACUCUCGUUCAGUAUCUGGCCGAACAAGGGAUGAUCCAGGAAGUUGUAAAAGUGGAUGACUUGUUCGUCCCAAUCAAAGCGAGCUCUGAAUGGAAGGACAACGACAGUGGAAUGGGAGGCCUUGUUGCUGACGAAACGUAG
Molecule: messenger RNA, 1035 nt
Organism: Exophiala aquamarina CBS 119918
Lineage: Eukaryota; Fungi; Ascomycota; Eurotiomycetes; Chaetothyriales; Herpotrichiellaceae
Exons: 1
Coding region: 1-1035 (344 amino acids)
Source: RefSeq, a predicted model, not a curated record